Molecule: messenger RNA, 525 nt
Organism: Colletotrichum lupini
Lineage: Eukaryota; Fungi; Ascomycota; Sordariomycetes; Glomerellales; Glomerellaceae
Exons: 6
Coding region: 1-525 (174 amino acids)
Source: RefSeq, a predicted model, not a curated record
AUGUCUGAGAAUGAAAGACUAAUCUCUAUAUUAGCUCACCAUUUCUUCUCCACCGGUGAAGGCUACGCCAAGAUCCUCCUCAUUCACCUCUUCCUGCCUCUUCUUUGGAUUGAACGAACUGUGGCCGAGAACUCUUCUUCGGUAGAAUUGUCACAAGUCUGCGUUUACUGUUGCCGAGAUUGUCCAUUAAGGCCAUGCUUCCAAACAGCCAAACUCUUCCCCAGACGCCACAUUCCAACGAGAAACGAACUGCGGGAUGAGAUGCGGGGAAAUACGGGUUUACCCCUCAAGAACGAUGUGUUGUGGUUACAUGGAUUCUCGGCUCCGAGUGUUGGUGAGGUAUUGAAGACACCAUGGAAAACUUCAGCCUUCUGCCAGUCUAAAGCAGAGUUCAUUACUUUGGAUCCGAGUUAUUUUCUCCUCGCGGCGAAGUUGGGUAAAUGUACUUCGAGAUCGUUAAAUGCUACUACGCCUUAUCACUUCACUAACAUUGGGAAGAAGUCAACUUCUCAGAAAGAAGUUUAG